Porites lobata is the source of this 1113-nucleotide messenger RNA. The record is from the annotation of a GenBank genome assembly. Lineage: Eukaryota; Metazoa; Cnidaria; Anthozoa; Scleractinia; Poritidae.
AUGUAUUUUGAGAAUAUAGUUACAGUAAAUUCCUUACGUUUUAGGUACAUACAUAUGACGCCUGAAUGGUUUGAACACUUGCUCAGCUUAGUGGGACCCUUGAUAACUAAAGUCAAAGUUAACCCUUCGAUACUUAGCAAGCGGUGAUGACCAGCAGAGUAUCAGCUUCUUGUAUAGAAUUGGCAAAACAACGGUGAGUCACAUUAUCCAAGAGACACUCAAUGCCAUUUGGAAAGCAUUAAAGGAUAAAUAUGUAAGCCCUCCAAAAUCCGCCACAGACUGGAAGAACAUUUCAAGGGACUUUGAAUCCGUUUGGCAUCUGCCACACUGUAUUGGGGCAAUUGAUGGGAAACACAUCGCAAUGCAAUGUCCCAAAAACAGCGGGUCUUUGUAUUUUAAUUACAAGGGAUGGUUCAGCAUUGUGUUAAUGGCUGUAUGUGAUGCAAGUUACAAUUUCACCCUGGUCGGCAUUGGCCAAUACGGUAGUCCAAAUGACAGUAGUGUGCUCAAUAACUCUGAAAUGGGAAAGGCCUUUGAAGAUGGAUCCAUGUCACUACCCCAACCAGAGCAUCUUCCAGGAUGUGGCUUACCUCAACUCCCCUUUUACCUGGUAGGUGAUGAAAUCUUUGCACUUAAGCCCUGGUUACUGCAACCCUAUCCAGGGAAAAAUAUUAGAGAGGAAGAGAGCAUAUUUAAUUAUCGUUUGUCUAGAGCCAGAAGGGUUAUUGAGAACUGUUUUGGAAUUCUUGUUGCAAGAUGGAGAAUCUUUUGCAGAGCAAUUCAAGCAAAAGUUGAAACUGUCCAGGCAAUUGUACAAGCAGCCAUUUGUUUACACAACUACCUGAGACAGACACUGCUUCUUACUGUCCGGCUGGCUUCGUUGACAGCUUUGAUGAUUCAGGAAAUAUUCUGCCAGGAGAGUGGCACAGAAUCACUUCAGCUGAUGAAGAUUCCAGUGCUCUUUGUAACCUACCUGCUGCGAGAGGAACCAGAUAUCGCAAUUAUGCUUUGGAUGUCAGCGAGGCUUUGAAAGCCUAUGUUAAUUCAGACCAAGGUGCUGUUCCCUGGCAAUGGGAUUACAUUUGUAAACGAGGUCCCAUCCAUGAACCCUAG